AUGUUACAGAAAUCCAAUAGAAGAAAUAAAGAGAAUGUUGUACCUCCUGUUGAACCUGUUGCUUCUGUAGCAUCAAAGCGGAAUUUUGUCGAAAUACAGGUAAUGCAAGUUGAUAAGACCGCCUUGAUCUGUGAGGCACUUAUUCAAUCAUUUGAUACCAUCCCAAAUAAGGCGCAUGGUCUCAUAUCUCUUAUCGAUGCAUCACUUAUUCGAAAACUGCCCGUCUCUUUCCAUGAAGAGAGUAAAUAUCCUCAGCUUGCUGAAUAUAUACAAACAAGCGAUGAUGAAUGCGAAAGCAGUCUAGCAAAACACAUUUCCUGUAUUCUUACGUCUGACAUAUUUGAAAAGCAGAUCCUAGAUGGUACAUCGGAGGAUAUGUUGCACUGGGCAAUAGAUAGUUUAAUAAGGAUCCCGCUCCAGAUUUUUCGUGAGAAUCUUGGUGGAAGAGUGCUUCCAAUUGAAAUAGAUCGAAACAGUAAGGAUCAGGGAAUGACAACGAUAAGUAAUAAAAGGCCAGAUUUUUUAUGUUGGACGAAUGGUGUACUUAUAUUUAAAGGCGAAGAGAAAGCUGAAAUUGAUGAUUUUCCAGUUGCUGUGAGUGAACUUACAGAUAAAUUUAAUAAAUUUGACCCAUUAUAUUUUGGAGACAUACAAUUUAUGAUAUGUUACGUUGUAGCAGGAUCAAAAUUGCGUUUUUAUGCAAUCAAUGGACUGUCAAACACAAACCCGCUAAAUCAUUUAGUUUCGCUCUCAAAUCUAUUGGACAUCAAAAACAGUUGGGAUCGUAUUUCUAUUCUCUCUAUAAUCGUCAAUAUUGCACGCAUAAUAAGGACUGUGAGUAAUACAAUUUCCAGCACAAUCGUUCCUAUUGGAAAACGGUUGAAAUUAGAAAAAUCAACGAUUACAUUUUUUGAUGACUCGGUAGAGAAAAUGAUCCCACUGAAAUAUCUUCCAUAUGAAGGAGAUGUGGAUGAUCGGGUUGCUUUUUUACAGGGAAUGUACGAUUGUGCAAUAGGCCGAGACUUUCAAUUGAGGAAUGAAAAUGAAGUUCGUGCUAUGGUAUAUAGUGUGGUUACCGGAUUAACUUGGUUGCAUAAAAACAGUUAUGUUCAUCGUGACAUUUGGCUUGCAAACAUUCUCUUUCUUCCUGGUGUCAGAGAUUAUAGGUAUAUUCUUACCGAUUUUGAGUAUGGUAAUGCAAGUGGAUUAAAAGUAUCUGAGCGUUUGAAGGAUUGGGAUGAUUCAACACUCACGAAAAAUAAUAAGUAUACGGUAAAAUCUGAUUUAUAUAUCAAUUUGGAAAGAUGCUUAUGA
Rhizophagus irregularis DAOM 181602=DAOM 197198 is the source of this 1314-nucleotide messenger RNA. RefSeq lists its product as uncharacterized. NCBI's taxonomy places the organism in Eukaryota, Fungi, Glomeromycota, Glomeromycetes, Glomerales, Glomeraceae. The record is from RefSeq and is a predicted model, not a curated record. Gene Ontology annotation, molecular function: protein kinase activity; ATP binding. Gene Ontology annotation, biological process: protein phosphorylation.